UUCCUGUCUCCAGUCUUGAUUCAAACAAGCUGUGUUUAUUUGUAGCCUUGGUAGCUAAACUAACAAGAUAAAUCAUCCAAUCUAGGUCUAAAAUGUCGGAUUUUGAUGAAUUCGAGAGAUUGUUGACUGAAAAUAAGAAAGAGAGGGACAAGGAGAAUCGGCAUGGGUGGCGUACCCCGUCCCGCAGUCUCAGCCGAGAGAGGAAGAAGAGGUGCCGGGAAAGCAGGAAGAGCAGGGAAAGCCGCAGCGACAGCAAGGAACGUCGUCGACACAGGCGCAGCAUACAGACUCAAAAACAAUCCCAAGAGACUGUUGUGAGUCGCUCUCCAGCUCUGCACAGAGAGAAGAAGAAGAAAGUGAGGAAGUACUGGGAUGUCCCGGCACCAGGCUUCGAGCAUAUCACCCCCCUGCAGUACAAGGCUAUGCAGGCUGCUGGCCAGAUCCCAGCCACGGCCCUGCUGCCCACCAUGAUAACUCCAGAGGGGCUGCCCCCCGCCCCCACCUCUGUACCAGUGGUGGGCAGCCAAAUGACCAGGCAGGCCAGGAGGCUCUACGUAGGCAACAUACCGUUUGGCAUCAUAGAGGAGGCAAUGAUGGAUUUCUUCAAUGCCCAGAUGUGCCUUGGCGGACUCACCCAGGCCCCUGGCAACCCUGUUCUAGCUGUACAGAUAAACCAGGACAAGAACUUUGCCUUCCUCGAGUUCCGCUCGGUGGACGAGACGACCCAGGCCAUGGCCUUUGACGGCAUCAUCUUCCAGGGUCAGAGCCUGAAGAUCAGACGGCCUCACGACUACCAGCCCCUGCCCGGCAUGAGUGAGAGCCCCAGUGUCUAUGUACCAGGAGUGGUUUCGACCGUGGUGCCAGACUCAGCCCACAAACUCUUCAUCGGUGGCUUGCCAAAUUACCUUAAUGAUGAUCAGGUAAAAGAGCUAUUGACCUCCUUUGGUCCUCUGAAGGCCUUCAACCUGGUCAAAGACAGCGCCACAGCCCUCUCCAAGGGCUACGCCUUCUGUGAAUAUGUGGACGUCAAUUUGAACGACCAGGCAAUUGCAGGGUUGAAUGGGAUGCAGCUGGGCGACAAGAAGCUCCUGGUCCAGAGAGCCAGUGUUGGGGCCAAGAACGCAGCUCUGACGGGUAUGAACCAGACCCCGGUGACCCUCCAGGUGCCAGGCCUGAUGCCCACCUCCAUGGCUUCGCUGGGUGGKCUACCCACUGAGGUCCUCUGCCUGAUGAACAUGGUGGCUGUGGAGGAGCUGCUGGAUGACGAGGAGUACGAGGAGAUCGUGGAGGACGUCCGGGAUGAGUGCGGCAAGUACGGACAGGUGAAGAGCAUUGAGAUCCCCCGGCCCGUGGAUGGCCUGGAGGUCCCAGGCACUGGGAAGAUCUUUGUGGAGUUCAUGACCCUGUUUGACUCCCAGAAGGCCAUGCAGGCGCUGACAGGCAGGAAGUUUGCCAACAGGGUGGUGGUGACCAAGUACUGUGACCCAGACGCUUACCACCGCCGAGACUUCUGGUAGACCUGAGAACCAGAGAGAGGGAGAGAAGCAGAGUUUUAUGUAAUGAUAUGAAUAUUUAUGAGCAUCACAACACUCCCAACUUGCAUUUUUUUUUAAAGAGACAAAGUUUGAAUUUAGCUACUAGAGAGGCAGACUGGAUGACUUGUUACAAAGAUUAUUCCUAUAUUGUAUUAUAAGAAUGAGAGGUACAUUUUGUACAGCAAACUGGGUCUGGCCAGUGGAUAAUAUGUAUUUAUAUGGAGUAUUUAUUUAUUAAUUUAUCACUUUGAUAUAAUGAGUAACAGAGGCCUAUUGAAGUUAAUUUAAGGCCACUUAUCAGCAGAAUUGGUCAAAUUCUGACUUUUCUCCUAUGAAUCAAGUUCAAUCACGAUUUUAACCAUUUUGUUUUGUCCAUACCUGAGCCAGGUAUUUGUUUUAUGUUCUAGCUCUCCCCCCAAUUUUCAGAACAUCAAUGCCACUUAUUGUGAAGUCAGCACUGACUUAAGUCUGAGGGGACCUUCAAGUAUUGUAAGUGUCUUUGUGUACAUUUAACUUAGCAUCACCGCCCUCUUUUGGUAACAAAAUGUCUGAAAAUGAUGCAAUGUGACUUUCUCAGUGAGCAACCCCCAUUCCACAGAAAACAAUGAGACCUCCAAAAUGGCAACUGCAUUGAUAUACAGGCCAGUAUAUUAACAGAAAGUACCUGCUGAACCAGGCCAGAUCCAGAGCUUGUAAUAGAAGGCUCUCGACCACGCUGAUGCUAUGACGCAGCGGUGAUGAUGAAAUGCAGAGUUUUAUUAACCAUAUCUCAUAGGGUUGUAUGUGUUAAGUCUUUAACUGUAUUUUAGGCCUUACUAUAUGUCCAACCAGCUACAUUAGAUUGGAUGCACUGCAUAUAUUAUUCACCCAAUCAGAGGUACUGUAACUAGAUACAUUUGGGUCGUGUUCAUUAGGGCAUACCAUAGCAAAAUGUUUUGCGACUGAAAAAAUAAACAUGCAUUUCUUAUUGUACAAGUUCAGGUAGUUCAGAUCCCUCCCCGUAUCAGUCCGUUUUCUUCAGUUUGGUGCCUAAUGAACACGACCCUGAACUCUCCCCUUCUACAGCUUCCCUCUCUCUCUCUCUCUCUC
Molecule: messenger RNA, 2624 nt
Organism: Salvelinus sp. IW2-2015
Lineage: Eukaryota; Metazoa; Chordata; Actinopteri; Salmoniformes; Salmonidae
Product: splicing factor U2AF 65 kDa subunit
Biological process (GO): mRNA processing
Cellular component (GO): nucleus; U2-type prespliceosome; nuclear speck
Molecular function (GO): pre-mRNA 3'-splice site binding; poly-pyrimidine tract binding
Source: RefSeq, a predicted model, not a curated record